Molecule: messenger RNA, 2507 nt
Organism: Galleria mellonella (greater wax moth)
Lineage: Eukaryota; Metazoa; Arthropoda; Insecta; Lepidoptera; Pyralidae
Exons: 5
Coding region: 1750-2490 (246 amino acids)
Source: RefSeq, a predicted model, not a curated record
CGUUAUAUAAUGCUAAGUCCGCAUUUUACAGUCUAGGUGCAGAUAUUAAAGUUCAAUGAAUAAAUAUAUAUGGUAAAUAUGAAUUUGAUUGAAUUUUUAAAAUGCAAAUAGAAAACAAGAUAGACUUAACAAGAAUAAGACGAUACUCUUACUAGGAAAAAACCAUGGAAAUGUAAAGUAAUUAAGUAUAACACUAGGUGGCCUAUACCUAAAUAAGUAUGUAAUUUAACAAAAUAAUUAAAAAUCCCAUUUUACAAUGUUCGUUCACAGUAAUUUCCGAAACCGCUUAAUCGAUUCAUGUACUACUUCGUAGAUGUUUAUUCGUCUCAUAUCAUAUUACAAAUACUAAUACUUUUAUAGCAAGUACUUAACAACCAUAGUUAUUAGAAUAAUUGUAUGAGAAAACCUAAUUAAAUUUACAUUGCCUUUACAGAAAUUCACGGUUAUUACCUAUUUAUUUGACUCCAUUAGUCACAAUGUGAUCUAUUGGCCUUGAAAUAUUUAUUUACGUCUAACUAGAUAUUUGUCUAUACCCAAUUUGAAACGAAUUUCCAAAAAUAUGGCGUCGUUAUUUAUCAUUAUUUCGAAUAAAUGGCAAAUUCGUAAAUGGGAACUUACGGCCAAUGUUGCUCAAUUAUUGGCGAUAUAUGCAUUGUAAAAGGAAAUAUUAUUACGUAACCAACUUUACUAAUUAGGAACUAAUAAGUAAGAUUUUAUGAUUGUGACAUCAGAAUAUAUGACAAACAUAAGAAAGUAUUAAGUAGGUUUAUCUAUCUAGGUGUAGCCGAUCGUGUUAGGAGGUGACCCUUAACAUAUGACUAAUCUAUCGAUAGAUACGUGUUCGUUAGCACACGUAUGAAUAAGAAUAAGAGGUUGGUCAUUUCUGUAUAAUUUUAUCUCAUGUACGCGGUAGCGAAACCGUAUCAGUCAGUGGAUUACUUUGCCAAUAGUCUAUGAAGACAGAUUAUGCUGCCAGUUUUUAAAUUUAAUUUAAAUACAGCUUUACGAAUAUGUUAGACAGGUACAAUACAAUCGUCGUAUUUAUUUUAAAAGAAAACAAUACGUAAAUCUUAAACUUUUGCGUUGUUUACAUAUAUUUUAAAAACAAUAUUGGGUUUUAACGCCAUGAAAAUGUUUUGCAGGUAAGUAGUACCUAUAUACUGCAUUGUCACGACAGGACCACAGGACAGUUCUGUUUCGACGUGAUGCAAUCCACUCGAAACGUCGCCAAUAAAGAAGCAGCUAUGUAGUUACUAUUUACCUGCAAAGAUUUUUCAUCGUUUUAAGUCCCGAGAGUGUAUUUAAAUCAACAAUUAAUUUGAAAUACCAAUGUAGGAAGUAGGUAGGGAAAGGGAUUGUUAGUGAUGAGGUGUUAUAGUCCCAUUGCUAGUAAUGUACUUUAUCAGGUUGAUCUCCGCUAGAAACUAAUAUUGUUAAUUCUUGUUAAAAUCGUCACAACCGACUUACUGACCUGCUUUCAUUCUCAUCUAUAAGUAUGAUCUUUUAUUGGUGUUCCGCAUCGAUAGUUUGCUCGUUGGAUGGACGUAGUCGUUUAGUGAAAUGAUAACCUCUGCUGUGUUUCUCUGGUGAGAAAGAAGACACAUGGAGUAUCAUAGUUGUCAUUUUCUCUGACAGAUACAAAUAAUACGUAGUAGUUGUUAGUAAAGUGACUUUCAUUGUUUCGUAUAUUAAUAUAUACGAAAUAAGUGGAAAAUAUAAGUGGAAAAUACAAAGGUUUUGCUAUUGGCAAUGCCGUUGUAUACAGCUCCAGUAAAUCCUGCUCGCUGUCCAACGAAUAAAAUAGCUCCACAUCGUCGCGUUCCAAGUCUUGGAAACAACAGAGCACGAACCUUUGGAGGAGCGUUUGUGGAGUUGUUCACUCCUGAUGUAUUACAGAAUGGUUCGCAGAAUAAUUUACAAGAGAGUCCGCAAGAUGAUGAUGAUUGCGGUGAAAUCGAAGAUUAUGAUGAAACAGAUAUUGGUUCAUUAACGUCACAAUCACAAAGGAGAAAUGGUCGGAACGAGAAUCGAUAUUUCUUUGGGCUAUUUAAUAAUAUACCACAACAGCAAGGACCUCCAACAAAGUCAACUAGAGUUACACAGCCGCCAUACACGACAUAUCGACCACAGAAUCAUCGUCCUCAGAAUUCCUACCCUCCAACCAGACCACCAUAUUGGUCUGGAGGCCACUUUGGUAAUAACGUUUAUAGGCCACCUCAACAUUUAAACCCAUCUGAUAAUGUCAAACCUGUACAUGAGUACUCUGAUACUCAGGUGAAUUAUUGGCCGGGUAUUGUGGGUGGAAUUGUUUCGAAUAUUUUUCCCGCCUCUCCAGCAAGACCCACUGUUGGUUCAGAUUUAAAAAUAACGACACCAAGAUCUUUAGUGACUUCACCACACUAUUUUUCGCAAUCGACUAGACGACCAAGACAUAGAGAAGUGAAUAAUGACAACAGUGUAUUAAGAUCAUUUGUACAUUUAUUUUUUUAAAUAAACUGACAUUAUAA